Molecule: messenger RNA, 2633 nt
Organism: Carica papaya (papaya)
Lineage: Eukaryota; Viridiplantae; Streptophyta; Magnoliopsida; Brassicales; Caricaceae
Source: RefSeq, a predicted model, not a curated record
GAACUCUUACUAGGUUACCAGUAAAAAACCAGCAGCGCGCCUCCUUCCUCCCCGUUAAGCUUCCUCCUCAUUCCUGUCUCUCGUUUUCAUUGUUGAGAUUUUCGAGCGAAGCUCCAAAACUCUUACAUCUAAAGGAAGAGCAAACCAUCUUCAAACUACAAAUUCCAUUUCUACUACCAAGGCGGUAGCAAACAUUUCGGUUAUUGUUUGGAUUCUCUGUUGGUUUUGGAGGUUACUGCGACCAUGGGAGAUAUCUCAGAUAGCAAGGGCAGCUCCAAGCUUCCGAUCGCCGGCAAGAGAAACAUACUGAUAACCAGCGCCUUGCCUUAUGUCAACAACGUUCCCCAUCUCGGCAACAUCAUCGGCUGUGUGUUGAGUGCAGAUGUGUUUGCUAGGUAUUGUCGUCUUCGAGGGUACAAUGCCAUAUAUAUUUGUGGGACUGAUGAAUAUGGGACAGCAACUGAGACGAAGGCCAUGGAAGAGAAUUGCACGCCUAAAGAGAUUUGCAACAAGUACCAUGCUAUUCACAGAGAUGUAUACAAAUGGUUCGAUAUAAGUUUUGAUGAAUUUGGACGAACUUCAACCCCACAGCAAACAGAAGUUUGCCAAGCAAUUUUCAAAAAAUUGUUGGAGAACAACUGGUUGUCAGAGAACACAAUGCAACAGCUUUACUGUUAUACAUGCAAGAAAUUCUUAGCUGACCGACUUGUGGAGGGCACAUGUCCAACUGAAGGGUGUAAUUAUGACUCUGCCCGAGGAGAUCAGUGUGAAAAUUGUGGGAAGCUUCUAAAUCCAACUGAAUUAAAAGAUCCUAGGUGCAAGGUUUUCUAUGUAUGGUUUGAUGCACCUAUUGGAUAUGUCUCUAUAACAUUGUGCUACACGUCUGAUUGGGAGAAGUGGUGGAAGAACCCUGAGAAUGUGGAGCUGUUUCAGUUUAUGGGAAAAGACAAUGUGCCAUUUCAUACUGUGAUGUUUCCAUCUACACUUCUUGGAACAGGUGAAAAUUGGACUUUGAUGAAGACCAUCAGUGUUACUGAAUAUCUGAAUUACGAAGCUGGAAAGUUCUCCAAGAGUAAAGGCAUAGGAGUGUUUGGUAAUGAUGCAAAGGAUACAGGCAUUCCUGUCGAAGUAUGGAGAUAUUAUUUGCUAACCAAUAGGCCUGAGGUUUCCGAUACAUUAUUUACAUGGGCUGAUUUGCAAGCAAAACUGAACAGCGAGUUGCUAAAUAAUCUCGGCAACUUUAUUAAUCGAGUUUUGAGUUUUAUCGCCAAAUCUUCAGGUCAAGGUUAUGGUUCUGUUAUCCCUGAUGCUCCUGGUGCUGAAUCACACCCUUCCACAUGUAAAUUGGCUGAAAAAGUUGGCAAACAUGUGGAGCAAUAUGUAGAAGCUAUGGAGAAGGUUAAGCUAAAGCAAGGACUGAAGACUGCAAUGAGCAUUUCAAGUGAAGGGAAUGCAUAUCUGCAAGAUAGCCAAUUUUGGAAGCUUUACAAGGAGGAUCGCCCUUCAUGUGAUAUUGUUAUGAGAACGUCAGCAGGACUAGUGCAUCUUCUGGCAUGUUUAUUAGAACCUUUUAUGCCAUCUUUUUCUCUGGAGGUAUUUAAGCAGCUGAAUUUGCCACCUCAAUUUUCACUUUGUGAUGACAAAGGAGAGUUGGAUAAGGCAAGAAAGCCAUGGGAGAUCCUACUUGCUGGACAUAAAAUUGGGAAACCUGAACCGCUCUUUAAGGAACUGAAAAAUGAGGAAGUGGAGAAGUGGAGAAAUAAGUUUGCUGGAAGUCAAGCUGAUAGGCUGGUUAGGGCCGAAGCAGAGGCAGCAGAUCUUGCUGAGCAACUGAAGAAAACCAAAGUUUCAGAUGGCAAGAAACAGCGGCCAACUAAAUCUGCCGCUGAAGCGAAACCUAAGGCCAGUGCUGAAUCAGAGAUUUCCAUUACCAGACUUGAUAUUCGAGUUGGGAAAAUUGUGAAAGCCCAGAAGCAUCCUGAUGCUGAUUCCCUAUAUCUAGAAGAGAUUGAUGUCGGUGAAGCACAAACUCGGACGGUCGUUAGUGGACUUGUCAAGUAUAUACCACUUGAAGAGAUGCAGAACCGUCUGGUCUGUGUUCUUUGCAAUCUAAAGCCAGCAACCAUGAGGGGUAUUAAAUCACAUGCGAUGGUGCUUGCUGCUUCCAACAGCGACCACACGAAGGUUGAGUUGGUUGAGCCACCGAAAUCUGCUAUCGUUGGAGAACGAGUAACUUUUCCAGGGUUUGAAGGUGAUCCUGAUGAUGUCUUAAACCCUAAGAAGAAGGUGUGGGAGACACUUCAAGUGGAUAUGCAAACAAACGCUGAUCUAGUGGCCUGCUACAAAGAUAUUCCACUAACCACAUCGGCAGGUGUUUGCAAGGUUCCUUCCAUCAGCUGUGGUUGUAUCAAGUAGAUGCCCUCAAUUUUUUCUAUUCCCGAGUUUUGACUACUUUCCUCUUGUUUUCUUAACUUAUAGAUUAUUGUAAAGAAUUUUUUACUUAAUGAAAUUUGUAAAACACAAGUUGUAAGGAAACUGAUUUGUUGUUCUGACAUCCAUUUUACUGCAUAGUGAUGAUCAACGCCAUUCAGUCACCGUUUUUAACAUGAUCUUUAGACUAUUUUAAGUGAAAA